Molecule: messenger RNA, 2436 nt
Organism: Penicillium manginii
Lineage: Eukaryota; Fungi; Ascomycota; Eurotiomycetes; Eurotiales; Aspergillaceae
Product: transcription factor domain-containing protein
Exons: 4
Coding region: 1-2436 (811 amino acids)
Biological process (GO): regulation of transcription by RNA polymerase II; DNA-templated transcription
Cellular component (GO): nucleus
Molecular function (GO): zinc ion binding; DNA-binding transcription activator activity, RNA polymerase II-specific; RNA polymerase II cis-regulatory region sequence-specific DNA binding
Source: RefSeq, a predicted model, not a curated record
AUGACGCCUCCACCCGAUGCACUCGACCGCUCCAGACACAGUGUUAUGCGAGUGAACCCCCAGCGGGCCACGAUAGAGCGUAAAAGCAGGAAGGCUCUUUCAUGUGACCCCUGCCGGCAGAGGAAAGUGAAGUGUGAUCGGUCUUCCCCAUGUAGCCAAUGUAUCCGUCAGAAAACACAGGAAUUGUGUCACUAUACCACCGGGGCCCGCAAGCGAACAGCACGAACCGCCUCUGGUAAAUCCUCUUCGCGCCCGGAUCAGAGCCCACCCCUGCAACCUCACAGGGCCUCUUCACCUCAGUUUAUGGGCUCUGGCGUUGAAGAAAUCUGUGCCUCAGACCAUGGCGGACGUGCUGACAACGCGCCAUGCAGCCCGCACAGCCACUUUGCUAGCCAACUAGGUAUAGAUCCCGCCGUUCAAACAUUAGGCCAGUCAUCAUUCCCCGGCUCGGGGGCGGCAACUCGGUUUUUUGGACGAAGUCAUUGGGCGUUGACCGUCGACAUGUUUCCCGACUUGAGAGAGCAUCUUCGCAAGUAUCAUGAGGCCAAGCGCAGUACUGCUCAGUCUGAAUUUUCUGAUUACAUGUCGAUGCGCCAAUCAAAGCAGUUGAUGAGACAGGAUCCUGGGUACCGCAUCCAGAUCCAACCAAGCCUACAUCCACCGCAUUUGAAGACCCUCAUUCCAAAUCGUCAAUUGGCAGACCACCUUGUCAGUUUAUAUUUCUCGUCGUUUGAAACUACCUUUCGCAUUCUGCAUUUUGUCCAGUUUCGCGCGGAAUACGACACAUUCUUUUCCUGCCAUGGAGAAGAGGACACGUUGACCGAUUGGUUGAAUGAGAUAUUUUCAGCAAAGCUAUUGGCUUUGAUGGCAUGUGCCAGCUGCUUUGCCAGUAGGGAAUCUGGAGACAAGACUGGUGAUUCUUAUGUACCACUUCGGACAGCCAAAGAGUGGAUUCAAGCUGUGGUAUCCUGGCUGAAACUGUUAACUAAUCGCGCAAGGCUAAGUUGGGACAUUCUGCAAAUCGAAUGUUUACUGCUACUUGCUCAACAGGCUAUUGGACACGAAGGUGAUUUCAGUUGGCCUGCCGCGGGUUCUGUUGUCCGAAAUGCUAUCUUGAUCGGGCUUCAUCGAGACCCAUCUCAUUACAGGACGAUUUCCCCUUACUGGAAAGAAAUGCGCCGCAGACUUUGGGCAACAAUCGUGGAACUAGAUUUGCAAGCAGCGCUCAGUUUAGGCGCUCCUGUCUCAAUAUCUCAGAACGAAUAUGACUGCCAACCGCCAUCCAAUCUAGAGGACGAGGAUCUCAAAUUCGAUGCCACAACUUUGCCGCCACCGCAGCCACGCGACAACCUGACAAGAACUUCUUUUCUGGCCAUUCUCUCCGAGACAUUUAAUGUUCGCUUGCAUAUUUCUCGAUUAAUUAAUAGCGUUCGCCUGAUGGCCAGCUAUGAAGAGAUUUUGAAACUGAGUGAUACUCUCACUGAUCAUAUUUCAAACCUCCCUCAAGCAAUUACCGAAACUAUGGCUGAAGGUACAGCCGACGAUUCACGCUUUUGCAAAAAUGUCCUUCUUUUUUUGAUAUACCGAUUCCUUCUUGCGCUGCAUCGACCCUAUUUUCUCAGCAUUGGUGAAAGUGGCAGCAAGACUUUCAACUACUCGCAGAAGAUUUGUGUACAAGCAAGUCUUGCCAUGAUGUCCCCACUUGCAAUUUUCCUCCAAAGUUCUCAGGCCAAGGAGCAACCUAUGGGUGGCAAUUGUUACCUGCAAUUAAAGGGAGGCAUGUUCCGCGACGAGCUAUUUCAUGCAGCUGCGACCUUAUGUUUUGAAAUUCGACUACAAUCAAAAGACAACUUGCUGAUUCCAUAUUUGGGCUCCGGUCUUGGAAUGAACGCUUUCUCUGGACAAAAUAACACAGACGGCCUUUUUGAAACGGUCGAAAAUUGCAUGAAAUAUUUUGAAUUAAAAGUAAGAACGGAGAAACAGGCAUCCAAGUCAUUCAUGCUUCUUCAUAUGUUCUAUGCGCAUGCAAAACAUGCGUCGUUACACCCAACACAUCGAUCCCGACGCGGUGGCGAAAUUGAUCAUGAGUACUACACACUGGAAAUGGCUUGCCCGCGAGCUUCAAAACGCUGCCGGGAGUUGCUACUCGACGGCGUCCUGGAACCAUUUUUUUCUACAAGCACAGGCGGAGUCAGACAGUCCAGUUCAACACUCGCGAACAAUGCCUCCCAAACUGCAGGAUCUUUCGUGUCUAUGCAACAACAACCACAGCCUCAUCUGACCCCUACUCCUUCCAAUCAAGGCAUGACGUCUUUCCCACCGGAGGAACUGGGUCCGGAGUUCUAUGAUAUGGGUAUGGACUGGGACUCAAUUGCUGAUCCAUUCAAUUUCUUUGAAAGUGGAGAUUUCUGGCCAGUGGAUGACCCCUUGAUGUAG